Hydractinia symbiolongicarpus is the source of this 5109-nucleotide messenger RNA. RefSeq lists its product as uncharacterized. The transcript has 16 exons. Gene Ontology annotation, molecular function: DNA clamp unloader activity; DNA binding. Gene Ontology annotation, cellular component: nucleus. The record is from RefSeq and is a predicted model, not a curated record. NCBI's taxonomy places the organism in Eukaryota, Metazoa, Cnidaria, Hydrozoa, Anthoathecata, Hydractiniidae. Bases 134 to 4948 code for a protein of 1604 amino acids.
UGGAUAAACUACAUAAACAAUGAAUGCGUUAACGAUAUGUAGCGCGGGAAAAAAAUGUAAACAGUGAGGGUAGGUAGAAGCAAAAAUGAUGCUAAUCAUGUCAAAUACAUUUUAAUAUAAGAAGAAGUUAAAAAUGGGGGAUGCAAGCGACAGUGAACAGGAAAUUCCUCUUCCACCGCUUCCUACAAAACCACAGAAGACAUUGUUUUCUUUUUUCUUUACACCAAAGAAAAAAAACAGCAAAGCUAUAGAGUCUAGUAUGGAGAACAAUACUCAAUGCCGAAGUAAGAAUGUUGGUAGUCCUGUAAAACAGACAAAAAAAAAAAGAAGCAAUUUUUUUACAAAAGAUAAAAGUGACGAUGAUGGUGAUAGUGACGGUGAUAAUAAUACCUCUCAAAAAGCUGUUGGUAUAUUAUUUAUCAGUGAAGAUAAUCAACCCAUUCCACAAAAGCACACAGUUAAAGGUAAAAUACAAUCUUCACAAGGAAACAUAAAUAAUGAAGAUUUUUCAAAAAAUUCUAACCAAGAAUCAAGCGACUCUGCAUUAGAAUUUGUAGCAUGCGCUCUACCCACUCCAUUUCCUUGUGUUAAUCAUAUUCAACAACUAUCUGAGAAAAAAAGGCUAUUGGAGAAGCACCAUUUGUUGAGAUACCAUAGUGAGGAACAAGAGUCUGGGAAAAAUGUUUUAGAACAGUUAAAUGGAAAUAGUUUAUUAAAUUAUAAGAGCUUGCUAAAUUUAUCAGUUAUGAUAUCAAACCUUACCGCUAAAGAAUCUCCUCCGCAAAGACUUGAAGAGUGUUUGAAUCUGUUAAUGUUAGAAUAUCCGGAUUUCCCUGUCAAGAAAGUCUUCACACAAUAUUUAGUAUGCCAGAAAAAUGUAAUCACAAAAAAUUUAGAAAGAAUACGGUUGUCGAGAGCAGCCGUAGAAUCACUUUGGCAACAAAACUCGACACUUGCAUUAUCUGACAAAUGUCUUUCAGAAGCGAAUAAGGUACCAGUUAUUGAUGCUCCUGCAGUUCAUAUAAAAAAAGAAGGUAAAGACAUUCGAUCGAUGUUUCGAAAUAAUAAGAAAAAGAGAAAGAAAACACCGGAUAUCGGCGACGAAGAAAAAGGCACACAGUGUGUAGAACAAAGGUCUGAAUGGAAGUCUGAAAGAAAAAAUGAAGUGAGAUACUUGAAUGCAAACAAACCAAAGGAAGAAAGUGCAACAAUAGAGUGUGCUGAAAAUGAUGUUUCUUGCAACUCAAAUGCGAAACCGGGUGGGAUAAGCAUAACUGGUUUGUUUGGUAAGGCGCGUAAACGGUUGGAAGAAAGGAAAAGAAAACGUAAAGAUGACUUUAAUGACGAUAAUAGUAAAGAGUUUAUAGAUACUUGUGAUGAAAAUGUAUCCGCGUAUGAUGCUGGAACUAAUGAAAGUGAGUUAAAGAAAAGAAAGAAAAACAGUAUAGAAGAAGAAGAUUACACUAAAAUUCCUGAAAAAAACUUAGUUUUAAAAAAAAAUGGAAUCAGCGGACAUAAUAUCUCUUCAGUAACUUGUAGCUCUGCGUCUACGGAAGAAGCUAUUAUUGUGAGGAAGGCAUCUCUUGAAGGAAGAGACUUGAGGGAUAUUUUUUCUAAAGUAGACAAACAAAAAAACAUUACAAACUCAUUUCAAAAAGACAGAGUGAAAAAAAAAGUGGAACGGUUUGCAGUAGAAUUUAAAAAAGACCAGGGCGAGUUAACUAUAAAAGAUGUUUCCACAGUUAAAACAGGUAAUAAAGCUGGUGUAAAUGACACUGAAGGGGUUGAAUUGAAGCAAGAAAGGACAAGGGAAAAUGACUGCGGAAAUCCUUCAGAUAUACGAGUGUUAAUGAAACAAAAUGAUGAAGACACAUUUAAAGAUCAGACUAAACAAGGCAAACUUCAACCCGAUGAGCUAAAAAUGCCUGCUGCUGUUGUACCCACAUCACCAUCAACAGCAGCAGCAACAAAAACAAAACGAAAUGAGGUUGGCAAUGAUCAAAAUGCUGUUGAAGUCGUUUUAAAUUGCUUCAUAAAGACUGACAGCGAAACAAAACAAAUCCCAAGUUUCAAUGAUGAAACCAUAAUAAAAAAUGCCACAGAUGGACACAAUGAUGCUAUAGAUUGUGAUAAAAACUCAUCUAAGACUAAUACACAGAGAAAGGAUGUCAAAAGGAUUGCAACAAGUUGUAAGAAAAGCUUGGACGAGAUUACCCAUCCAAUACAGACAGAAGAAAUGGAAUGCGAAAUGACCAAUUCACCUGCUCAGACAGGACAUGAUGCCGAUAAAGCAUUGUUAACAAAAGCAGAACCUGAAUCCACUAUUGAUUCCAAAUACCUGUUGUGCAAAGAUGAAAGAGUGACGCCUUGCAAAAUAAAGUUGAAGCGUAUUAGUUCCCCAACACCAUGUGAAAUAGUAGCUGAAGAUAUCUCGCCGCGAUUGGACGAAAUUAAGAGGAAUUUAAAAAGCCCUGGUGAAACAGAAAAUAAAAUUAAGACUUUAAACCAAUCAGGAAAGAGAAGGAUCCAGAAAGAAAUUGAUAUACCAUCAAAAAGACAAAGAACUGGCGUAAAAGAGGACUUGUUUCCAAGACGAAGAUCGUUAAGAAAUCGUGACAAGAACCACUUGACUGACCCUCUUCUUGGCAAACAAAAAGACAAAGCCGAUAUAUUGCUAGAUGUAACAAUAAAACAAGAGAAUGAAUAUUGUGAGAAAAAAACAAACAAAAAAGGAAAUGUAGAAAUCCACACAAAACCAAAUAUCGGUACAAACAGCCAACUAAACACAGAAGAGUCUUCUGGUUAUUGUAGGCGCUCAAGUAGAACGCGAAAGCCAUUUAUAAAUUACUGCCACACUGAAUUUGAAGAAGUCACGCCCACUAAGCCACAAACGAAUUAUAAGUGUGGAAAGAAACAGAAGUGGGCAAAAGUUGAAAGCCCCGUUAUCCCACAAGAAAAAAAAAAGCUUCGCCCUGCCAGCGUGGAAGAGAUUGCUGUUGUUGCACCAGCCCAAGAAAUAAUGUUUUCACCUAAAAAAUCAAAAUCUCACAUUGAAGUGAUACUAAACGAGGAUGUUAUGAACUCGUUUCUUUCGUGGACCGAAAAAUAUCAACCAUCAAAAGCACGCUUUAUGAUAGGUGAUCGAGUCAAAAUCAAGAAACUGUUUACCUGGCUAAACUCGUGGAAAGAAAGACACGAGGCUAUUGUGAAAAAGAUGGCUGUCAGAGCUUUGAAAAAGCAAAAAAAAAAUUACGAGAGUGACAGUGAUUUUGAAAGUGAAGACGAUUCUGAUGAUGAGAAUGUUUUAUCAAACACUUUUCUACUUACUGGUCCUUGUGGUUGUGGCACGACGGCAGCAGUAUAUGCAUGUGCGAAGCAAAUGGAUUUCAAGGUAUUGGAAUUAAAUCCUUCUAUGUAUCGAACGGGUAAAAAAGUUUAUGAUCAAGUUAUCGAAGCUGUCGUAUCUCAUCAAGUUGGUAAAGGAAUCCAGAAAAAAGCUGUGCAGGAAGAUGAUGUGAAGGGAUCUCAAAGUAUGACAAAAUUUUUUGGCAAAGGUAAACAAGAAGAGAAGAAAGCACCAGUAAACGACGCAGAUGUUAUGUCUCUUGUGUUGUUUGAACAGGUUGAUGUUAUACAUGAAGAAUUAGAUAGAGGCUUUUGGUCUGGUCUGACAGAUUUACGAAGGUUGGCGAAAAGACCAAUUAUUCUAACAUGUAAUGAUUCAAACGUGAAUAAAGAAUGUCAUAUCGAUGGACAUGAUUGGGUGGAACACGUUUGUUUGCAACGUCCUUCUGUAGAUCAAAUAUUACCCAUGAUGCAAGUCAUGUGUUUAGUAGAACAGGUGUUUGUACCUAGCGAUUUGUUACGUUACAUCAUUAAUUUUUGUGAGAGAGACGUUCGAAAAACUAUGCUGCAAUUGCAGUUUUGGUUUGAAAGAGGCCAGCAACCUUUAUUUCAAACUUUGAAAAACAAAAACAAAAUUACAUUUGUUCCUCGGAAAAAACCUGCAGAAAAAAAUAUGGAAAAUGCUUUGAACAGAGAUACGGCGCACACUACCAACGUUCAAGCUAUCAAUGUCGGUAUUAAUAACAACUACAGCCAGGAUAUCGAGACGAAUGGAAAUGGAAUGAUACUGUCUGUGGAAAUGAAUGUAGUUUUUGAGAGUUGUGAUAACGAAAGCAAUAAGAAACAAGAACAUGAACAAUGUCAUGAGAUUGGGUGUAUAAUGGAUGCUAACGAAAAAUACGACGACGAAGAGAAUUGCGGAGAUGUUGCAAUUAAAAUUCCAGAGGUUUCUUUAAUUCCGAUUUUCCAAGAAGAAGUAUUUUUUGAUAAGGAAGAGAUUCUCAGAAAAGAAAACUUUUACAGGCUCAAAUGUACACAUUUUUCGUUUUUAAAAAAUAUGAGGGGACUGAAGACAGAUAAUUCAAGUAUUGGUAAACUUUCCAAUACAUCUGAUCUUAUAUCAAGUAUGGAUGCAUAUGUACGAAACGGUCGCACGAACUCAAAUACUGACCAGCAUAUGUGGACUGUAAAAGAACAGGAUAGUCUAACUGACAGUUUGACCAAGGAGAAAGACAUAGACGUACCGUACCCUAUUGGAGAUAUGUGUCAAUCUAUGAAAAAUACGACUGAAGAGUGUCACCGAUAUUUUACAGAACAGAAUGGACCUACGCUGUUUUACAUUCAAGAUAGACCGCGCGAGAAAUACGUGAAUUUAUACAAAUCCGUUGAGCAAAGGUUAUCUACCUCGUAUUUGAUAGACAGGAAAACAAUUUCACUGGAUAUCUUACCGUGUUUGCAUAAUAUCUGUGAGUCAGAAGAAUUGAAAAAACUGACCCAACAAAGACGAAAGAACAGAAGAUUUCUACAUUAUUUGGAUUCCAUCUUCAUGUGUUUCGAUGAACCUGUCGUGAACGAACUAAGUAAGACGGCGUUUCCAAGGUAACCCGUGUUGUCAUUUAACAUCACACUUUAUAUUUGAGAAUUUAUAUUUUGCGGAUUUUAUAAAUAAUUUUAAAUCUUUAGUCGUAUUGUAAUUUACUUUAUUUGACUGCAAAGUUGAAUAUUUUUAUUUCAUAAAUUAUAAAUAAUAAAAGUUACAGCAAA